CACAGCUAUCACCAUGGCAGGACGCAUCACCCAAUGCGCCCGUCGUCUCGGGAUGCUUCACGCCAAGCUACACCUCGCCUGUCGCCAUGUUAUACCUACCCCUACACCACGUCUCCGAAAAAUCACACGCGCGUCAUAUCAAACAAUUCGUUACUCUUCGCAGUGGACGUCCUCCUUGACAGUAUUUCCCACUACAGAUGCCCUUAUUGAUCCCAGUAUAGAGAUUGAGGAAGAGACUCUCCCCACUUACCAUCCAGAAAAGUACUACCCGGUGCAACAGGGAGAGGUACUCGAUAACAGGUAUCAAGUGCUUGCCAAACUCGGUUACGGAGUGACAUCAACUGUCUGGUUAGGUCGCGACCUUCGUGACUCCAAAUAUGUUGUGCUUAAGAUAUAUGUCAUUGGCCAAGAAAAGAAUCAUGAGCUGGAGAUCUACAAUCGUAUGAAUGCUGUAGAAGUUGAGCACCCAGGGAGAGAUCUCGUUCGCAGGCUCUUCGAUCAUUUCACUGUCACCGGGCCCCACGGCCCUCAUGUUUGUCUCGUUCAUGAGCCUAUGGGCAUGAGUGCAGAUACACUCCUACAGAAAUACAUCCCUGGAAAUACCAUGACUCUGGGCGAGAUGAAGUCUUGUAUCAGGCAGCUAUUGAUCGCUCUGGACUUUCUGCACUCUGCUGCUCGUAUAGUACAUACUGAUCUUCAAUUGAAGAACUUGCUCCUCCCAAUCCCUGAUACUAAGACACUCGAGAAUCUCGAAGAACGAGAAGUCAACGAUCCGUCACCUAGAAAGAUCCUCAAAGACAGGACCAUCUAUCUCUCUACUGUCUAUAACCCCGGGGGAAGUGGCCUACCCCUAAUUAGUGAUUUCGGCGAGGCCCGAUUUGGCGAUGAGAACUGGGACUACAAGGUGGAUAUAUGGAAUGUUGCGAUGGUGGCAUGGGACAUCGUAAGUCCUCGACACAUGUUCGAUGGCAGAAAUGCAGAUGGGAUCUUCGAUGACCGAGUGCAUAUUGCGGAGAUGAUAGCGCUCAUGGGACCUCCUCCGGCUAGUUUCCGCGAGCGAUGCAGAUUAGCUUAUGUAUUAUGGGAUGAACAGGGUAAUUGGAAGGACUUGGCGACGAUUCCGGAAAUUUCUCUGGAAAGUUUAGGCGCCGAUAUCCCAGGGGAGAAUAAAGAAGGGUUCUUCCGAUGGCUUCGGAAGGCCUUACAAUGGAAUGCAGAGGAUCGGCCGACUGCGACCGAAUUUCUGUUUGACGAGUGGUUGAUGGAGGGGCUCAGACGGCCGAAUACUGAAGAUGCGAAGACCUGAAUGCGUCUGCAUCUGCUUGUCGGUGUGAUUGGUAUACAACUAUCCCACCAUACGCUUGGAAAGUGUAAAGG
Aspergillus welwitschiae is the source of this 1377-nucleotide messenger RNA. Its product is annotated as kinase domain protein. Gene Ontology annotation, molecular function: ATP binding; protein kinase activity. NCBI's taxonomy places the organism in Eukaryota, Fungi, Ascomycota, Eurotiomycetes, Eurotiales, Aspergillaceae. Bases 14 to 1306 code for a protein of 430 amino acids. The record is from RefSeq and is a predicted model, not a curated record. The transcript is spliced from 6 exons. Gene Ontology annotation, biological process: protein phosphorylation; regulation of mRNA processing; spliceosomal complex assembly.